UUUUAGUAACUACUCAACUGCUUAUAUAGAAUAUUAAUUAUUACAUGGAAUCGAAUUCUGAGCAUUCCUGAUCAAUUCAUGCGAGCGCGAGACUUGCUUAUUUUCGUUUAUCUGCCGCUGCUGCUCUCAAGUACAGCCGGCUAUCGAUUGGCCAAGCAGAGACAUCGAGCACUACACAAGCGAAUGGCCAGGCCACAUCAUUUGCUCGAGGACUUUGCCCCCAUUAGCUUCGCGGCGGGAGGAGAUGCGCGUCUCGCUGGUGAGGAAAGCUCCUCUGGCAGUGAACCUGCUGGCAUUGCCAAGCAGUGCGAUACGGGGGCGGGGUGCAAUGUCAAAGAGAUCUUCAAGCCCGGCGAUCCCAAGGAAAAGUCCUCCGCCAUAGCCAUUCAGGCGGCGCAGGACGCAAAGGCGGCCAACGAGGCGCAGGGGGCAGCAGGAUUGGCCGCGGCCCAGCACAUCAAGCUGGAGUUGGCCGAGAAGGCGUUCCAAUCGGCCAAGGCAGCGGAGGCGGCUCUAAUGGGAAAGCAGAUGAUGGUCGAUCAGCUGGAGCAGGAGGUGAACGAGGCCGGCGCCGUGAUCGAGCAGGAGAACACCGCACUGCAGGGCUCGGAGAUGAAUAUGAAGGCGGCCAUGGAUGCGUCCCGUUUGGCCACCCAGCAGUACCAGGCUUUCAGCGAGUUGCACAAAACCUUCGAGCAGAACCUGCAGAACAUCCAGGCUGUGGCCAUAGGAGUCCAGCAGGAGAUGGCUUCCAAGACGCAGCUGCUGGAGGCAGCUCAAAACCGGAUUACACUGCUCCGGAAGCAGCUGCAGGUCGCCCACGAAGACUACGAGAAGACCAAACAGGCUGCUUAUAAGGCUGCCUGUGCCGCCGUUGAGGCCAGGCAGAAGGCAUCCAAUACCGGCGAUUCGACUGUACGCAAAAGUCGUCAACACCACCCCUUGGGAAGCAAUAAUGGAGUCGAGGAGGAAGCGAACGCUUGGUAGCCACAGCCACCCAAACCCCAAACCCCAAACCCUAAACCUCAAUCGUACACACAUAUAUUUUAUAGAUGAUCUUUCGCACUUUCCUGCGACAAUAUUAAAUGAAAAACCCCCUUAAAAACUUAGCACUCGGAGCUCGGAGGGGAAUGUGUUUUGGGGUGGCAGCUUUUCCUUCAAAUUCUUUGGAAAUCAAUCACGAACACUAGCCUAACCAUCACGAACAGCACAUGGAUAAUUUCCCUUGAAGAAAACGCAUAUUCGAGUAUGGAGAAUUUCCGCGAAAUGUUCAGGUUUAGCAUGUGGCAUGUGGCCAGGGGUACCAAAUCGAUUUGUGGUGUGGGGAAUCUCAGUUAUAUCAGUUUUAGGAAUUACUAUAAAGGGCCCCAUCAAUCGGGGUGCCAGCCAUCAUAUGCUUUUUACUCGUUGCAUCAGCAGUUGCAGAAUCGAAAUUUAAAUUAAAAAUGAAUUAUACACGCACCCUAAUUCGAAUUCUAAUUGGGCUCAUGCUCACCAUGUCCCCGGUCGAUGCUCUGGUGCACUAUGUCAAAUUAGAACCUGGCGCAGAAGAAGGCUGCAACAAUGAGGGAACUGAUAUAAAAAUAGACCAAACGAUGAAGGACCCAAAGACGUGCGGCGUUUUUGUAUGUCAAAACAAUAAAGGCGACGCCCUCAUCCAAUAGCAACUGUCAAAUUCCAGCCACUUUCGCAUCAUGUGAUGGAGGCGGCGUUAAGACUGAUGCGGAUUGGCCCGAUUGUUGUUGGCUUUGCGUUACGGAGGUGAACUGUGCCAAAAAUGAGCAAGCUACGACGGAGGCGCCACUUUAGCGCUAGCUAUUGAUUCAAUUUGUAUUUCGAUUAUUUAUUUGCCCAUUUAAAAUCAUUAAUUUAAUCAUGGCCGAAUAAAUCAAACUGAGACUUGCAACGGGUCUCAUCU
Molecule: messenger RNA, 1918 nt
Organism: Drosophila obscura
Lineage: Eukaryota; Metazoa; Arthropoda; Insecta; Diptera; Drosophilidae
Exons: 4
Coding region: 79-987 (302 amino acids)
Source: RefSeq, a predicted model, not a curated record